UUCUAAUCAGAUUGAUGGUCGUCAGCGUCAACCUGGGAGGGUUGGGGAGUCUGAGCUGCCAGAUUGGCCGCGAGCAAGCUGAUCUCUUAAUGGACCGUUGAAUUGUUAAAUGACACAACGAUGGAUGUUGUGAUUUCUCUCCCGUGAUACAAGAUAGCUGAUCUGGAGCCGCAGCAGCUGCCUGCCUGUCGCUUUUAUGCAUAGCCUUUGCAGGGUCAAGAUGCAGUUUCGGACUGUGCUGGACGUGAAAGUCGUGGACGUGGAGAAGAGGCGCAAUCCGUCUAAACACUACGUAUAUCUCAUCAAUGUCACUUACUCUGACAACACCUCCCACAUCAUCUACAGAAGAUACAGCAAAUUCUUUGACCUACAGAUGCAGAUACUUGACAAGUUCCCAAUUGAGGGAGGGCAGAAAGAUCCAAAGAAGAGGAUCAUCCCAUUUCUCCCAGGCAAGAUCCUGUUCCGGAGGAGUCAUGUGCGAGAUGUGGCCAUGAAGCGGCUGCGUUUCAUCGACGACUACUGCAGGGCGCUGGUGAGACUACCCCCUCAGAUUUCUCAGAGUGAGGAGGUGCUGCGCUUCUUUGAGACAAAAGCUGAGGACAUCAGUCCCCCAGUGGAGGAUUAUGGCUCCAAGCGCAAGUCCGGGAUUGACAGCUCGGAGCCCAUGGUGCUGGAGCAGUAUGUGGCCGUGGCCAACUAUGAGAGGCAGGAGAAUUCGGAGAUCAGCCUCAAGGCCGGUGAGACAGUGGACGUGAUUGAGAAGAGCGAAAGUGGUUGGUGGUUUGUCAGCACAGCAGAGGAGCAGGGCUGGGUGCCAGCCACAUACCUGGACUCUCAGAAUGGAACUAGAGAUGAUUUGGAUAUUGGCACUUCCAGGACUGGGGAAGUUACUAAGAGACGCAAGGCGCAUCUGAAGAGGCUGGACCGCCGCUGGACCCUCGGGGGUAUAGUCAACCGUCAGCAGAGCAGAGAAGAGAAAUAUGUGACGAUACAGCCAUACACCAGUCAAGGGAAGGAUGAAGUCAGCUUUGAGAAAGGGGUCACCGUGGAGGUCAUCCAAAAGAACCUGGAGGGCUGGUGGUACAUUAGAUACUUAGGGAAAGAGGGCUGGGCCCCUGCCUCAUACUUGAAAAAGGUGAAAGAGGAUUUCUCCCCCCGCAAGAAGACCCUGACAGGCCCAGUGGAGAUCAUUGGCAACAUCAUGGAAAUCAGCAACCUCCUGCAAAAGAAGUCGGUCAGUGAGAAGGACAUUCAGACGGAUGGAGAGGGAAGCACCACACCCGAGCGCCACAUCUCCAAGAGUGAGAUCAGCCUGCCCAUGCCCUAUAGCUCUGAAAUAAAUGCGGAGACAGGCAGGAGGCUGAGUGCAGGCCGUGACACCAACAGUCCAUGUCUAGGAAUAGCAGCAAGUGCUGCUUUAAAUGAGAAUAAAGGGAGAGGUGAGCCAGGGUCCCCAGCUGUUGCGAGAGUGGCACCGCAUAGAGUGGAAAUUGGCUUCGAUUCUGUAGGGUCUCCAAAUCUGAGACAAAAACCCCCCCCAAGGAGAGACAUCAACUUGGGAUUCCAGUUACCUAAGCCACCAGAGCCCCCUGCCGUGGAAGCAGAGUAUUACACUAUAGCAGACUUCCAGUCCUCGAUCUCUGAUGGCAUCAGUUUCCGUGGAGGACAAAAGGCUGAUGUGAUAGAGAAGAACCCUGGAGGCUGGUGGUACGUGCAGAUUGGAGAGAUGGAGGGCUGGGCCCCAUGCUCCUAUAUUGACAAACGUAAGAAACCCAACCUCAGCCGACGAACCAGCACCCUGACCCGGCCCAAAGUCCCGCCGCCAGCUCCACCUGUCAAAAAACAAGACUCUGAGGAGGCCCCCCCUCCUGCAAACUCUGCCCCCAAAGUGUCAGAGCCACCUAACAGGCCUGUGUACGAGGAACCUGAAUAUGAUGUUCCUGCAAUUGGAUGUGAGGGUGAGUCCGACACAGAUUCUUUGAAGGAUGAGCGCUCCCUGGAUGUGAAGAUAAGCAACGUGGUCAGCGACAAGUACCGCAGCUCCCCUCCUUCUUGCAAGGCCUCCCCUCCUGUCUGUAAAGCGUCUCCUGUCUUCACUCAUCGAAGAACCUCCUUCAGGUCUGUAGAGGAGGUUGCUAAAGAAGAGUGUAUUUACGAAAACGAUGGCUUCAGGCCAAGUAUUGGCAUUGAAGGAACCUCAGCCAAAGGUUCCAGUGAGCCCAACUCCCCAAAGAGUUACCACUCAUCCACAGUCCCACGAAAACCCUCUGGAUCCUCACCCUUAGCCGGUAGGCCCAUGAAGACCAUGACGCCAGAGAUGAAUCGGAGGAGCCAGACCCUGGGCAGACACAUAGAUAUCAGCCUCAGGUCCCAGGACAACAGCCCCCUCUCUUCAUCAGAUGAAUUGAGCAGAGGCUCCAAGAAAGGCCCUGCCUUCACCCGGGAUGUGGAGCAGAGAAUAGGGCAAAGCCCCUCCACCAGGCCCAAGCCUUCUGUCAGACCUAAACCACUCCUUACCAAAUCAGAGCCCCAGAGCCCUGAGAGGAUGGACAUCAGUUCUUUAAGACGGCAGCUGAGGCCUACAAGUCAGUUUCGACAUGGCAUCAAACCUUCUCGUGGGGAUGACUCUGAAACAGCCUCUGUUAUCUCCUCAGAGGACUCAAUAUGUUCACGCAGCACCUCAGAUCUCUCCUCUGUUUACUCAAAAGGGAGCCGUGGUGACUCAGAUGUAGAAGGCCCCAGUCUCUACCGCUCCCUGGAUACCUACAAGAAGGUCCAGGACUCUGAGGUCAGCUUCCCAGCCGGGGUGGAGGUUGACGUUCUGGAGAAGCAGGGGAGUGGUUGGUGGUACAUCCGUUGGGGCUCAGAGGAGGGCUGGGCUCCCUCGUACUACUUGGAACCUGUCAGACAAGUGGGUGAUGCUGGUGGUUUAGACUCAGACGGACAUGGGAGUUGUGGGAGUAAGUCCAACAGCCUGGAGAAAAACGAGCAGCACGUUUUGGCCCUCAAUAAUAUGAAUAUUCAGAGUCUGACCCAGCAGCAUCAAGGCCUGAGAAGAAACACCCCACCAAUUCCAUCCAAGCCUCCCGGUGGCUUCUCGAAGCCGUCGGGGAUCGUUAAUGGAGGUGUACGGAUGAGGAAUGGGGUACGCCAGGUGACAGUGAGGCCUCAGUCUGUAUUUGUGACCACAACACAGCCAGCCAAGGAUGCACAGUACAUGACUGGAUCUCUGAGGCGAAAUGAAUCACUUGGUAGAAGCGAUCACUACGGUUCUGGUUCUGCCACUCUUGGUGUCCGCCGAAAUGCGUCCUUCAGCACUGUGCGUCCACAUGUAGUUGUUGAAAGUCAGACGAGGCCUGUUGAACGCUCCAGCCUGGGGUCUUCAGGGAGCGCAUUCAGCACAAGCAACAUCCAGGACGGCCUUAGCAGAGGUAACCAACGCAAUGGCAUCCCUGUGUCCACAGUUCGGCCAAAGCCCAUAGAGAAGAGCCAACUGAUCCACAAUAACCUUGGCAGAGAUGUGUAUGUAUCCAUUGCUGACUAUCGUGGUGAUGAGGAGACGAUGGGUUUCACUGAGGGCACCUGUCUGGAGGUAUUGGAGAGAAACCCCAAUGGAUGGUGGUACUGCCAGGUGCAGGACAGCCUGCUUCCCCGCAAGGGCUGGGUCCCCUCCAACUACCUAGAGCGGAAAAAGUAGAACCAACCCCACAUCCUUCCUUGACCCUUCAUUCCACCUCCCUCUUUUGAUUUCAUCAAGGACGUGGGUGGUAUCACUCCUCAAGAAUGUUACCCACAAUCUCUUGUAAGCAAUAUGUUCUUGAAAGUGUACAUUUAUGAAAAGACUGUGUGUAAAAAGAAAUAUGUUUUAAUCUGAUAAGGAAGGACACUUUUAGUGCUGGUUUACUAAAAUAUAUAAGAGGAGGAUUGUAAAGAUUUUAAAUAUUCUGGCUGGGAACGAGAGGCAGAAAUAUGGGAUUGGUCCCCCCUUGAGUGAGGAAAUUUGCAGAGGACAGUGUCUUUGAGAUUUAAAAUGGUAUGAAUGGGAGUGAUAACCUCUUAAAGAGGUUUGCGUCAUGUAAUACAGAAGUUGAGCAGGGUAAUGGCUAUGCUUAUUCCUGCCCAUCACUGACUAUGAUGGCCAAUAAGUGCCUUUUGUAUUUGAUCACCUGAAUGGAGAUCCUAAAUGGUGGAUGGCAAAACAUUAAAUCAACCAAAACUCUUAAGAGUGCCAUAGGCCUAUGAACAAGAGUAGUACCAAGAGUAUUUCCAUGACCAAUUAAGAGCUUUGUUAUAGAUUGCAGACACAGUGCAAAGCUACAGUCUAGAGUGCUCUAAUUGGUCCAAUACACACAUUAAAGGAAGGAAAACGAGAUUCAAGGAGCUCAAUUCUCCAGAGAAUUUAUUCAUUUUAAUCCACAAGUCAUCAAGCAAACUAAAACAUUUAAGUCUCAUUAUCAGUAUUUUUAUUUAGUUUCAUUGUUCAUGUUACAAUGUCUUAUGUUGAUGCAAUUCUUCCUUAGAGAAUUAUUUCUGCUUUCUUGUGACAUCUGUUUUCCACCAACAGCCUAGAAAUGGAAGUGUUAAAGCUCCUGUCUCAUGUUGUGUACCAUCUGAAACUGGCAGUAGGUGCUCCAGUUUGAUAGAUUGGCAUAGUUUUGUCAUAGAUCCUCAAGCCCCACAAAAAAUAUGUAGAUAUGCAUGUUUUUAAUCUCAGACUCUCUGGGAUAAUACGCGUAUAUAAAAAAAAAAACCUGUGAAACUUGAACAGUUGGAUAUUUUAGUUUCCUGGAAAAACAAAAGAAACACCUUAUAACCUGAGUGCUCUCCAGAACAAAACCACCUCAUAUCUGGGUAGUCAUAUACCCUCAAAAAAUGAAAUCAAUUAGUUUACAACAAUUUAGGUUUACUAUAGUGUUUUUAGCUCCAGGAACAAUUGAUUUUGUAUAUAUUUUGUUUUGUAUUCAUAUAACAAUACCACUGUUAUGGAGUUGUGUACUGGAAAUGUGGUGAAAUAAUUGAAUCCCAGGGACAUAUUUGCAUAGUAUUUAGCCCAAAAUGUGAUCAAACCAAAGAGAAAUAUCAUUUCAUUGGCUGUUUCUUUUUUAUUUUAGUAUUUAUUUAUAGUAAAGAUAUUAUAGUGUAUUCAUCAAAAUGCCUAAAACAAGGUUUCUGUACUGAACUGAAAAGUUUUCCUAUCAGUACCUGGAAGCACUUGAUACAGUUUCUCAAAUAUUGAUUCACUGAAACAAGUAAAUUGUAAUAUUAGAUAUUGCGGUGCAGUAUUGGUUUUGAUAUUAAAUAGACAGCAACAUAGUUUAUUAUCUUGUUUCAAAGUUUAGGUAUUUUUUCACAUCUUCAUUUGUUGGCUUUCAUAUCACAAAUAAUAAUAUAUUAAUAAAACUUAGCUGCCACCUAAAAAUAUCAAGUUAGAAAUAAUUCUCCCCUAAUGCUGAAUUUAAAUCUGAGAAUUUGAAAUUCUGAGCUAAAAUCUAACUUUCUAAAUUCAAAUGGCUGAUGUUCAAGACUGCUGAAAUACAUUUUCUAACGAACAGUGUAAGCUGUCAUUAUGAGGCUGAACACUAACUUUUGAUUAUGUUUCUGCUGGACAGUAUCAUAUUAUUAAACUAAGUACAGUACCUGCUAGAUCGCAGUUAUCUAUUUUAGCAAAAUCUUUUGUUUUUUUAUUUGUUAAUUUGUUAGUUUGUGAUCACACGGUGACAAUAAUGAGGAACGGAGUGGUUCUGUUUUGUGAAUUAGUGCACUUUAAAAUAGUUUUUAUGGUGCAUUAAUGUAAAGAUGCAGUAAAUACUCAGCAUAUUAUUUAUUGAGUAAGUUUUUGUAAUUAUUUAAUGUCUCUCUAUUCUUUUUCUCCUCACCUCAAAUGAGAGGAGGUAGUCUUUAAUGAGUUCUCUCCAUGACAGUGAACAUGGCAGUCUCUUUGAGUAGAAUUGGAGAAAUAGAGACCUCUUGUGGGAGGUCACUGGAACUACAACAUGAUUUUUAUCCCAUCCUCAAGCCCUAUUUAUCGGCCAUCCUACCUCAGUGCAAUAAGAAAUGCACUGCUGGUCAGUGAGAUUCCCCAAAAACUGUACAGAAACUUAAGGGUUUUUUUUUUUCUCUUUUUUUAAUCUCAGUGCAGCUAAAAGUAUUUUUGUAGUACGUGUUUUGUAUUGGGCAAUAAUUUAUUUUUUUGAAAAUUUAAAAAGUCUCCUUUUUUUCUCUAUGCUGUGUGCUGCAACUUUAGCAAAUCAUUGGGCACUUCCUUCAUCUUUAUUGUGCUUUACAUAAUGCCUGAUUUUAAGCAUAUUUAUUUCGAAUAAUUUUAUAUCUUAUCACGAUUUGACGUUAACCUCAUCACCCCUUCAAAAUUUUACUGUAUAGUUUUAUACAGAUAUUUUUUGUUAAGCAAAUUGGACCUCAGUCUCACUAAUAAUGUGCAAAAUGACGACUCGGCAGUCAAGAAAAAUUCAAAAACAUUUAGUCACAUAUGUGAGGUAUUUGCAUUCAUUUUGAUAUAUGAAAAUAAGGACCCAUAAAUAAUAAAAUAAAUAAUCAGGCCCCUGAUAUUGCUGUGAGGCAAAAAGCCCCCUUCCCAUCCAGACGAAGGCAUUAUGUAAAUGUGUUGAAUCACUUUUAACAUUUCACUCCAGCACAUAUUAUUAUUGCAUAUCGCUUUGUUUGAUCAAGCUGAAUUUACUUGCA
Xiphias gladius (swordfish) is the source of this 6702-nucleotide messenger RNA. It is a transcript of the gene sh3pxd2aa, whose product is annotated as SH3 and PX domains 2Aa. The record is from RefSeq and is a predicted model, not a curated record. NCBI's taxonomy places the organism in Eukaryota, Metazoa, Chordata, Actinopteri, Istiophoriformes, Xiphiidae. The transcript has 15 exons. Gene Ontology annotation, molecular function: phosphatidylinositol binding; superoxide-generating NADPH oxidase activator activity; protein binding. Gene Ontology annotation, biological process: superoxide anion generation. Bases 197 to 3697 code for a protein of 1166 amino acids.